Molecule: messenger RNA, 2579 nt
Organism: Myripristis murdjan (pinecone soldierfish)
Lineage: Eukaryota; Metazoa; Chordata; Actinopteri; Holocentriformes; Holocentridae
Product: leucine-rich repeat-containing protein 15
Exons: 2
Coding region: 273-2450 (725 amino acids)
Molecular function (GO): protein binding
Source: RefSeq, a predicted model, not a curated record
CUUGAUUCCAAGAAUCUUGAACCAAACUAGUUUGACAAACAGAAGUUUUUUGGUGGAAAAGGCAUAUAACAUGAUAAGUUGCAGCUUCUAAGACAACAACACUAUGAAAAAUAAACUACCUCAUUUCAGUGGACUCAGUGCUGCCUCUCACACACAUCUUGGUUUAAAUCUAUGGAAUCAAUAACCAAAUUCCACUGGAAAAAUUAAGUAGAAUUAAGCUUUCCACUUUACAAAAACACAAAACUAAGGAGGAUUACUUCCUUGCUGAUCAAAUGGAAGCUGUAAUGAAAUGGUUCAAUUGUCCCGUUUUCUAUUUCUAUGCUCAGUGCACUUGGCCGGAGUCAAACAUGCUGGGGGCCUUAACCGUGGCCUCACUGAUCCUGUGGGCGUCGGCGUCUGACCUCUGCCCUCCACCCUGCAUGUGUCUCAACAAUCUGACGGUCAUCAUGUGUACGGAUAAACACUUGGACUGGAUCCCUGACCUCCCAGAGGACACAGAGGAGCUGUACAUCUCAUACAACAAGAUACAGGAAAUGCGCAGGAGUGGGCUGGAACAUCUGCAGGUGCUGGACUUGACUAGGAAUCAGCUGCAUUUCUCUCUUUCCCUCAACCCAGUUUGGCCCAGAAUGAUGCAGCUGUCCAAGCUCUUCCUACGUGGAAACGGACUGCGGUCGCUUACACCCAGUCAGUUCCAGAAUUGCCCUGCCCUCGUCCUGCUGGACCUGAGUGAGAACCACAUUGAACAUCUACCAAUUGGAUUCCUCCAUGGACUGGACCAUCUACAGACGCUGAUUCUGACCUUCAACCAGAUUCAAACAUUACAGGUCUCUGGACUGGGGGGAGCCCCUGCUCUCACUGACAUCCACCUCAGCCAUAACAACAUAUCAGAAAUAGAGGAGGGUGCGUUUGAGAACGUCACCGCGUUGGAGAAGCUGAUUCUGUCCAGGAACCGGCUCAAGCGUGUAGGUAAGGGCACUUUCAGAGGAGCAGCAACUCUUCAAUCCCUUGACCUCAGCGGUAACUUGUUGGUUUCCAUCCCAGUCGAGGCGCUGAAGGAUGUAAACAAGCUCAACAGUCUUGACCUGCAGAAGAACAGCCUCAUCAGCCUUCCGAAUGAUUCCUUUGCCUUCUUGGCCCUGUUGACUCAUCUAGACUUGAGCGACAACAAGCUGACCGUGGUUUCCGAGGGAUCGCUGAGAGGGCUGAUGAACCUGACUCAGCUGGACCUCAGCUCCAAUCUCAUACAUUCACUUCCCUCUGAGGUCUUCAGUGGCCUGAUCAGCCUUCAAUUCCUCGAUCUGUAUGACAACAGAUUGACUUCACUUCCUGUGGACGUAUUCAGCAACCUGACCAACCUGAGGGACCUGCAGCUAGACAGCAACAGCAUAUCUGACAUGCCAUUUGGGAUAUUUGAUUCACUGAGCAGACUCCACGAGCUGCAGCUGUCCAGCAACCGCAUCUCGGCGUUGCAUCCCAAACUGUUUGCCAAGCUCAGGUCACUGCGGAGGUUGUACCUCGAAAGCAACACCCUGACCCAACUUCCCAAAGGCCUUUUCCACAAGACGAGGAACCUCAGGGAGAUGCACUUUGAUGAAAAUAACAUUGGGUCAAUGCAUCACUUGGUCUUCCACAAUCUGGAGAAACUGCAUUCUCUGAGGCUCUCCGUCAACAAUCUGUCCUCUCUUCACUCGGACCAGUUCAGCGGCCUCAUUGGUUUAAAAGAGUUACAACUGGAUAAGAACCACAUAAGCGUGCUUCCUGUGGGGCUGUUCACCCAUCUGAAGAAUCUUACACUGCUGGAUUUGAAAGGCAAUCGUCUCUCAGAGCUGCUUCCCAAUGACCUUGUAGGCUUGAAUAACCUUAGAGAGCUCCAGCUGAGCUUUAACCGGCUCCGUAGCCUCCCUGCCAACACCUUCCACUUCCCCUCUCAGCUCCGCAGGCUUCAGCUGCAGAACAACCACUUAGUCCAUCUCCACCCUCAGCUCUUCUCCUCGCUAACCAAGCUAUCUGAACUCGACUUAAAUGGCAACAAACUCGAGCAUCUACACCCAGACACUUUUCAAGGCCAACAAAGGCUCCAGAAACUGAGCCUGAGGUUCAACCGGCUCAGAGUGGUGAAAAACGGGACCCUGGAGCCUUUAGGAAACCUGAGUGCCAUCUACCUGUCAGGGAAUUUGUGGGAUUGUCGCUGUGAAGAUAUUCUCUACAUCAGCAGCUGGGUUGGCAUGCACAGGGACAAGUUAGGAGAUGAGCCCACCUGCUUUGUCUCCUCCUCCUCCUCCUCCUCCUCACCUGUCACUGAGGCCCCACCCCUCUCCCGCCCCGCUCUGUCUCCUCUCUUGUUGCAGGACAACUGUGUUAUAAGUGCCGCCCGUGGUCCCUCGCCAGCACUUCCUCUGGAAAUGGUGAAUCUGCUCAUCACCAUUUUAACAGCUGCUGGCUUUUCAUGACGUCCUCUGUUGUGGCUUCGUUGUUUUUUGCUCCUUCUUCCCUGCUUUUCUCACUGCCUCUUGUAGUUUUACACUUCAUGCCUUGCUGUAUUGACACGCUCCAAUAAAAUGAAUUAUCAUUAGAAGCAU